Alosa sapidissima (American shad) is the source of this 6320-nucleotide messenger RNA. RefSeq names its product vimentin-like. Bases 138 to 3278 code for a protein of 1046 amino acids. The record is from RefSeq and is a predicted model, not a curated record. Gene Ontology annotation, molecular function: structural constituent of cytoskeleton; 3',5'-cyclic-nucleotide phosphodiesterase activity. Lineage: Eukaryota; Metazoa; Chordata; Actinopteri; Clupeiformes; Clupeidae. Gene Ontology annotation, cellular component: intermediate filament; axon; cytoplasm. Gene Ontology annotation, biological process: signal transduction; intermediate filament organization. The transcript has 24 exons.
GCAAUCUUGUAGGGGAGUUCUGCCUGUGCGAGAGAGGACACAGUCGGAUUUUCAUCCACGUUAGGCGACAGUUGGUAAAAAGAUUCAAAGAAGAGGCACGGAAGAGGUAACAUUAAGUGUCGGGAGUACCAGUCAACAUGUCUUCCCAGUCAUCCUACAGGAAAAUGUUCGGCGGGGAGAGACCUACCGCCAGGUCCAGCUACUCAAGUCGACAGUUCUCAGCCCCCGUGCUGCGCUCUCGGGUGUCUUUUGGCGUCUCCUCUGCCCCGACCGUCUACGCCACCAAAACUUCGCGGGCCCGCACUAGCGCAUCUAUGCCCCGACUAGCCUCAGAAAACUUGGAUUUUUCACUGUCAGACGCCAUCAACACAGAAUUCAAGACCAACCGGACCAACGAGAAGGCACAAAUGCAGCACCUGAACGACCGCUUCGCCAGUUACAUUGAAAAAGUGCGAUAUCUCGAGCAACAGAACAAGAUACUGAGCGGGGAACUGGAACAGCUGCGGGGGAAAGGCACCUCUCGCAUAGGCGACCUGUACGAAGAGGAGAUGCGCGAACUGCGACGCCAAGUUGACCAGCUGACCACUGAGAAAGCCCGAGUGGAAGUCAAUCGUGACAAUAUGGUAGAAGACAUCGAACGCCUGAAAGCAAAGCUCCAUGAUGAGAUUCUCCAGCGCGAGGAGGCAGAGAAUAACAUGCAGAGUUACAGACAGGAUGUGGAUAAUGCUGCCCUGUCUCGGUUGGACCUAGAGCGUAAGGUGGAGUCGCUGCAGGAAGAGAUUUCCUUCUUGAAGAAGCUCCAUGAUGAAGAGAUGGCAGAGCUGCAGCUCCAGAUCCAGGAGCAGAAUGUCCAGGUGGAGAUGGACGUGGCCAAGCCCGACCUCACAGCUGCCCUCCGAGACGUGCGUCUGCAGUACGAGAACCUGGCCUCCAAGAACAUCCAUGAGUCUGAGGAGUGGUACAAGUCAAAGUUUGCUGACCUGACUGAGGCUGCAGCCAGGAAUAGCGAGGCCUUGCGUGUGGCCAAGCAGGAGUCUAAUGACUACCGUCGUCAGGUGCAGGCCCUUACCUGUGAGGUGGAUUCCCUUAAAGGCUCUAACGAGUCUCUGGAGCGGCAGAUGAGAGAGAUGGAGGAGAACUUCUCCAUGGAGGUGUCCGGUAGCCAGGAAACCAUCGCCCGCAUGGAGGAGGACAUCCGCAACAUGAAGGACGAGAUGGCGCGCCACCUGCGGGAUUACCAGGACCUGCUCAAUGUCAAGAUGGCACUGGACAUCGAGAUCGCCACCUACAGGAAGCUGCUGGAGGGAGAGGAGAGCAGCUUCACCAUUGUGGCUAAUGAGGACGCCGAUGGCAACAGCCGACCGCUGGACCGAUUUGCCCGCUCCAAGUCCCAGAGUGCUUUGUGGAACGCCAUCACUGCAGGGAUCGGAAUCAAGGACAAGGGCAGUGGGUCGGGGGUUGUCCCUGACGACCCACAGACACUGGAGGAGAUCUUGGGUGGCGAGCUCCCUGAUGGUCCAGACGUCACAGAGAAGACAGCCAUCAGAUUACGGUGCCUGGUGAAACAGUUGGAGAGGGGAGAGGCAUCCCUGGUUGACCUCAAGAAGAAUCUUGAAUAUGCAGCAUCUGUGCUUGAGUCUGUGUACAUUGAAGAAACAAGGAGACUGGUGGACACCGAGGAUGAGCUCAGCGACAUCCAGUCUGACUCUGUGCCCUCGGAGGUGCGUGAUUGGUUGGCGUCCACCUUUACGCGUCAGAUGGGGCUCAUGCUGCGGCGCACGGAGGAGAAGCCGCGCUUCAGGAGCAUCGUCCACGCCGUGCAGGCCGGCAUCUUUGUGGAGAGGAUGUACCGGCGCACCUCCAACAUGGUGGGGCUCAGCUACCCGCCGUCUGUCAUAGGUGUGCUUAAGAAUGUUGACAGGUGGUCAUUUGAUGUGUUUGCUCUGAAUGAGGCCAGUACUGAACAUGCCCUCAAGUUCAUCUUCUAUGAGCUCCUCACCAGAUACGACCUCAUUAACCGCUUCAAGAUCCCCAUAUCGGCACUGGUGUCGUUUGUGGAGGCACUGGAGGUGGGCUACAGCAAACACAAGAACCCAUACCACAACCUCGUCCACGCCGCGGACGUCACGCAGACCGUCCACUACCUGCUGCUCAAGACUGGCAUGGUGCACUGGCUGACAGAGUUGGAGAUUUUUGCCAUGCUGUUUGCUGCUGCUAUCCAUGACUACGAGCACACAGGAACCACAAACAACUUCCACAUCCAGACAAGGUCAGACACGGCCAUCCUGUACAAUGACCGCGCGGUGUUGGAGAGUCAUCAUGUCAGCGCUGCAUAUCGCCUCCUGCAGGAUGAUGAUGAGAUGAACAUCCUGUACAACCUGUCCAAGGAUGACUGGAGAGAGUUGAGGGCUCUGGUGGUGGAGAUGGUGUUGGCCACAGAUAUGUCCUGCCACUUCCAGCAGGUCAAGACCAUGAAGAACUUCUUGCAACAACCAGAGAGCAUUGACAAGUCCAAGGCAAUCUCUCUCCUCCUUCAUACGGCUGACAUCAGUCACCCUGCUAAGAACUGGGAUCUGCACCAUCGCUGGACCACCUCCUUAUUGGAGGAGUUCUUCAGACAGGGCGAUAAAGAGGCGGACCUGGGUCUGCCCUUCUCACCGCUGUGUGACCGCAAGUCAACCAUGGUCGCCCAGUCCCAGAUCGGGUUCAUUGACUUCAUCGUGGUGCCGACCUUCACUGUUCUAACGGACAUGACGGAGAAGAUCGUCACACCGCUCAUCGAAGAAGCGGCACACUCCAGCCUCGCUGGCUUCAGACGCUCCAGUCUGAAUAGUAUUACCUCUGUGGAUGCCAAGCACAGCAGCAUCAACAGCACGGGCUCUGACAGCAGCUCGUCCCACCACGGGCCCCUCCUGGCCGUCGACCCCAAGAACUUCAAGGCCAUCUGGAAUGAGGAGGUGUCCCAGAACAGGGAGCGCUGGAAGGCCCAGGCUGCCAAAGAGACAGAGGAAAAGGCCCGCCGUGAGGCAGAGGACCAAGCCCAGCAGGAGGCCCCUGCGGGAAGUCAAGAGGGACAAACUGAACUAGAGCAGCCAGAACCAAAGAAGGAGGAGGGCGAGGAGAGGGACGGGCUUGAGUCAGUGGGCACUGAGAGCCCAUUGGAUGAGAGCCCUGUCAGCCAUCCUGGAGAGGGUGGCAACACUUGUUACAAUGGAGAGGUGUCAGAGGAAGCCAAAUCCCCAGGCAGUGAUGACAGCAUGAAACAAGAUGCUGAAUGAUGUGGAGAGUGGUUGGAGACAGUGGACGAGGCCUCCAUGCUGCUGUCCCAAACCGCACUGCUGCAGAGGAAACAAAGGAGCGGACUCCUCGUCUGAAGCUCUAGUGUGCCCCCUGGUGGAUAAUGCUGACAUGUGUAUGUUCAAGUCAAUGUUUUUGUUUUCAUGUCCAGUGGUACAUCACUUGCUUUUUCACUUGCUUCUACUGGUGGCUAAGCCCAUGUGAUGCCUUCAUGUCCAUAGGCUCUGGCUUUGUGUCCUGUAUAUAAUGUAAAUAUACAUAGUUCUGUUUUUGUCUGUGUUUCUUUCUUGAGAGAGAAAGAAGGCGGAUUCAGGCUUCUGGGCUCAUCUUCCCUUUGAUCUUGCCUUCAAUUUCGUGGCCUUUUCAUGUUUUUUUUUUUUGUUUGGUUGUUUUUUUUUCUUUGUUUUAUUUAUGUGGAAUUGAAUAUAAGACAGUUUAUGUGCCUGCAUGUGAGUUCAUGGGUGCCUGUGUGUGUGAGUGUGUGUGUGUGUGUGUGUGUGUGUGUGUGUGUUUACGUUUUGGUGUGCAUGUUCGUUUGUCUUGUACUUUCUUUCUUUCUUUGUCAGUGCACCUGUGCAUACAAACAUCAUAUCAAAUAUCUUCCUCUGUUGUCUUUCUGCCUUCUGCCUCUUUUUAUUUUAUAUAUUUGUGUAUUUCUUUGUUUAUACUGUACUUAUCCUGAUUCAAGCCACCUGAUUGCUUAUUUGCCAUUUGCUACCUGAAGCAUAUAGCUCCUCAUUGACAGAAGGAUUCUCAGUGUGAGUUCACAAUGGCAGAAGCAUGCCGAUAUAGUGACAAUUAUGUGUCCAUAUCCCCUCAGAAUACACAAAACUGAGUAGACAGAAAAUCGAAGUUUAUAGAAUCAUUUCCAUUCCUUGGUUAUAUUCUCUAAUUUUAGUCACAGAUGGAAUUUCACUAUUUCCAGUCCAGUAGCAAAUACUACAGAACCAUUGUUGAUUGUUUGUUGGUUACUGAUCUAAACGUCAUCUGUGAUUUGAAGCUCCUUCGUGUUCAUUUGUUGUGUUGGUAUUUAUUGUGACUCAUGAUAAAUAUGUUUUAUGGGUGACAGCAGUCUCUUAGAUAUCAGAGGUGAAAGAUUAUUAUCAGUGCUGUUAUUGGUUUAGUUGUACUUUUUAUCGCCACUGUACAGAGUGCACAGACUGCAUUCUAAUGAUAUCCUUUUUCCCAGUUGCACAUGCCAGUGAAGUAUGUUAUUUAUUUACAUUUCUUUCUGAUGUGGUGUGCAAAUAUAAUACAGCCAUGUAGAAUCUCAUCAUUAAAUUGUAUCUUCCAGGUUAUUUUUGUUUUACCAGUGAUUAGGAUGGGCUUUACAUCACCUCUAUAGAAAAGCUGUAACCUAUGUCCAAAUGUACCUUUGCAUGUAGCUAGCUACUGAACAAACUAUGGACUGUUUAUAUGUAUAAUUAUUGUAUAUUGAAGAUCACUGAUUCAAUUUCUGCUUUGAUAUGAUAGUGAAGUUUAAAAGGCAGUAUUUUCCCCAGACAUCCUAUCAAUUGACUUUAAGUGUAUCCUGAGCUUCCUGCUUCCUUCCCAGGUUGUUUCUAAUGAAAAAAAAAACAUAGAAAACAAAUACAAUGACCAAUGAUUAAACAUACUGUAGACAAUCAUAUUGAUGGCUGUAUAGGUACACAACUUUGGGAGAGUCUGGAUGAAAGGCUUUUAAUGUGACACAUGUUCAGUCAAGAGAAACCAUAGCACUGUGCUUAAUAUCAUCUUUAGUAACAACUCUUGUCUAGUUUUAUGACAUGUAUAGUGAAUGUACGAUGCUACUGCCAUCACAUAUCAUGAUGUACAGUACCAAGGUUGUUUUGUUGUCUUUUUUCCCUAUUGCACAUUCAUAAAUGUAUGCAUGUGGUCUGAGCUGAUUCAGAUGUAAAAUACACGAUGUAUAGAAAAAAUAUAUCCACAGAAGAGGACAUUUUGGCCAGAUUUAAAUUUUUGAAAACCAAUGUAUUGUAAAUUUGUCAAUUUUAGCUCAGCAUAGCAACUUCAACAAAGCUUGUUUAAUGUUUACAGUCAUCUCUCAAAGAUCACUAUUGUAAUAGAUAGCUAUAAUAUUGUAAUCUCAUUUGCCUCUGCAGCUUUGUCCAACCUCACCAAACUCUACCUGUAUAUUACUGUUAAUCGUUACCAGUCACUUACAUGUACCUGAGCUGUUGGUUUGGGAGUUGAAUGUCUGUUGUACAUAUGUAAUGUAAUAUACACUCCUACUCUGCAGCAUCUGUUUGAUGUAUGAUGUGACCAUGUCAGUGCUAAAGUUAGAGGAUUUGAACUGACUGACAUUAGAUCAGGAUAACAGAAUAAGAUGCCUGGUCCUAUGGAACUUGUCUCUUGCCAUUUUUGUUUGAUUUUAAAGACACCAAAUGUAGUUCCAUGCCCCAAAAGUCAUGAAUGCUUUUCUUUAAUUUGAUUAUAAUUUCCGAAAUCUGUUGUCAAAGUGAAAAUCUCACCUCACCUUACUUAGAAUUUCUUCCACAGAAAAUCUAAAUGAGUAAAUCAAAAGGAGGGACUAUCAUCAGUGCAACUAAUCUUAUAACUACAGAUGUAUCUCUGCUGUGCUUUACAGAUUUUCCCUUCCUUAAUCUAUCAAAUUUGGCUGAAACAAACACAGGGACAGAUUUUAUUUUGGAAUGACUAUUUUCAGUUUUUUGUCUGUUUUGUUGUGUUUAGUUGUCCGCAGGCUCUAUAUAAAGCAGUUCACAGCAGAAAUGUACGUGUUCCCUUCAGCCUGCAUGUAGACUGUUUAUGCAGGUAGAGACAGCAGGUGACUCCUGCACACUUUAGCUGUGGCACCUCUUGAAAGGGUGACCAAGUCACUUCCCACUGUGACUCUCUCUCUCUCUCUCUCUUGCUCUCUCGCUCAUUCUCUCACACUACUUCAUUGCUCUCUCCUUUUCUUACUCUCUCUGUUUGGCCUUGUUGGAAGUGACGUGUCGACACUCUAGUUUGCCUCCAUGUGACUGCACAGCCGUGACAAUAAAGCUGAACUCAAAGGGCUCAGA